Molecule: messenger RNA, 1696 nt
Organism: Salvia miltiorrhiza (redroot sage)
Lineage: Eukaryota; Viridiplantae; Streptophyta; Magnoliopsida; Lamiales; Lamiaceae
Product: probable beta-1,3-galactosyltransferase 8
Exons: 6
Coding region: 481-1599 (372 amino acids)
Cellular component (GO): Golgi membrane
Molecular function (GO): hexosyltransferase activity
Source: RefSeq, a predicted model, not a curated record
AUUUGUGGUUUCACCUUUGCUAUUUCUUCCAAGUUAGAAUACUGAAAAGAAAUGAAUAUCUAGAAUCAGCCUCUGUUGUGCUUAAAUUAAUACGACUCCAAAAAUUCGGCCAAAGUGCUCCAUUUUCUGCGAAAGAGAAGUAAAAAACCUUCCUCAGCCCCGGAAGUAUGAUUUAUGUGUACAAGAAAAAGGGCCACACACUGUAAUUUCAAGUAAACAGUUUGUUGAAACAUGAGAAACUCAUGAUCAAACUGCCAUCCAAGCACCAUCUCCUAAGCAUCCAAUAAAAACCAGCCACGCCAUCUAAAUAGCUCUAAAACAAGUAGACAAGUUUUUCUUCUUCAAUCUCUACUUUACUUAAUAAUUACUGAUAUUUCAAAUCAAACUUCUUCCAGAUUCUAAUGAUUUCUCAUAUCAUCAUCUCAGGAAAUCAGGAAUCACAGCAAAAGGAGUGAGGCAGAGAAGAAGGUGGCCUGGCAUAUGCUGUCAAUCAGCAAGAAAAUGAGAGGAAAAUCAGUUCCAUUGAAGGUUAUUGCUGCCCUAUGUAUAGCAUGCUUUCUUGCAGGAACCCUGUUUACCACACGGACAAGGCCCCCGCCGCGGCUCCAACACGCGGACGAAUGUGAUCAUAAUAAGCGCAAAUUGGGGGAGAAGAUUCCGAGCGAUAGUGAUAUAAUGGGGGAAGUGAUGAAGACACGCGAAGCAAUCCAGUCACUGGAUAAAAGCGUAUCCUCGCUGAAGAAGAUGAAGACGGCAUCGAGUUCGAACGGGAGCAGCAGGGCGUUCGUGGUGAUAGGGAUAAACACGGCGUUCAGCAGCAAGAGGCGGAGAGAGUCGUUGCGAGAGACGUGGAUGCUGAAAGGGGAGCAGCUGGAGAAGGUGGAGAGGGAGAAGGGGGUGGUGAUCCGGUUCGUGAUAGGGCACAGCGCGACGCGCGGGGGGAUCCUGGACCGGGCCAUCGACGCGGAGGAGGCGGAGUACAGAGAUUUCCUGCGGCUGGAUCACGUGGAGGGGUACCACCAGCUGUCGACGAAGACGCGGCUGUUUUUCUCGACGGCGGUUGCGACAUGGGAUGCGCACUUCUACGUCAAGGUUGAUGACGACGUUCACCUCAAUUUGGGGAUGCUCCUCACCACGCUCGCCAAGCACACAUCCAAACCCAGGACCUAUAUCGGCUGCAUGAAGUCCGGCCCUGUGCUUUCUCAGAAAGGUGUGAAAUAUCACGAGCCCGAGUACUGGAAAUUCGGGGAAGAAGGGAACAAAUAUUUCAGGCAUGCAACUGGCCAAAUCUAUGCAAUCUCCAAGGACCUUGCGCAUUAUAUUUCCAUAAAUUCAGACAUCUUGCACCGGUUCGCAAACGAGGACGUAUCUUUGGGUGCAUGGUUGAUCGGAUUGGAAGUGCAGCAUGUGGACGACCACUCUAUGUGCUGCGGAACGCCUCCGGAUUGCGAGUUCAAAACUCACGCGGGGAGUGUGUGCGUGGCAUCAUUUGAUUGGCAAUGCAGUGGGAUAUGCAAAUCAGUAGAGAGGAUGAAGAAAGUGCACAGUGCGUGUGGAGAAGGUGAUGACGCUAUUUGGAGCGUCCAUCUCUCCAUUUAAUUUUCAUUACCCAACCGCACCAUUAUUUUCCCAUUUUCACUUCCUUUUGGAUUUCAUUAUUACUUUAAUCAUCAAUAAAUUAAUUGAAUCACUACUA